AGAACUUCAGUCAUGCUACCCGACCCGCGGAAAAAACCCAUCAACUUCUUUUCCCCAUCGAUAAUCGAAUCUAUCGAAUUGUAGUUGUGUUUGUCAACAUUCGAAAAGUAGAUUGGUUGAAACACCUUUGAGUUUGAGAAUCGAUAGAGACUCAACAUCAAACGAACUCAUUCCAUCUGAAAUAGUACUCAGAUUGUAGUCAGACACAAGAAAAAUUUCUACUAGUGUCUUUCAUCCAUCCAAACCAAAGAAAAAUGCCGCGUGAGCAAAUCGUAAUCCUUCUCGGACCGCCGGGAAGCGGUAAGGGCACAGUUUCGCCCGCCAUCGUGGACAAGUUUAACAUCCCGCAGUUGAGUACGGGUGAUAUGCUUCGUGCUGCGGUGGCAGCCGGCACCGAGACUGGUAUGAAGGCGAAGGACCUGAUGGCAAAGGGUGCUCUUGUUCCGGACGAGCUGGUCAUCGACAUUAUUCGUGAGCGCAUUCGAGAGUCCGAUUGCUCCCAGGGAUUCUUGCUGGACGGCUUCCCACGCACAGUCGCGCAGGCCAAGGCUCUGGACGCAGUGUUGUCGAAGGUUAUGAUUCCAAGGACUACAAACAAUGUUGACUAUCCACCACUAUAAUAGUUGAACAGAAGUAAGAUAGAGCUGAAUCGUUGACCUUUAAUCUCCACUACGGGUUUUUCUUUUUUGUAGGAGCUCAUGAACUCUAUUUUCGGGGGUUAAUAUGAAGCAAGUAAGUAUAUGCUGUUGCAGAAGCAGAAGUGCUCAUGAUUGCUUACGCUCCUCACUGAGUUGUGCAUGUUUGCAGGUCAGCUCCUCCAUCUUCCUCCUUCUCUAAUGCGUAAGGCGAGAUGGUGACGAAAGUGGUGGAAUUGAAUGUACCGGAUGCAGUGCUUGUCGACCGCAUUUGCGGACGAUGGAUCCACAAGGAUUCGGGUCGAUCGUAUCACGUGAAGAACAAGCCGCCUAAGAGCUACGACGGAAAGAGCGAUCCCACAGCAGAGAACAUGUACUUACUAUAGUGAAUCGUGGUGCGUCACUUCUUGUUAUCACUACAACAUUUAGCUUUGUCGAUGAUCGCGACGACCUCUAGCAGCUGUGAUGCGUUUGAAUCUUCUCAACAGCAAUGUCAAUCUUAAUCAUGUUUGCAGCCUCAGGGUAGUUCGUUGUUGUAAUGUAUUUGUUCCUGACCUUCAUCUAUCCGACUACAACUUUGACUUAAUAUCACAAUGUUAACUCGGCCUUGAUCAAACGUCAGGCUUGACGACGAGACCGGAGAGGCUUUGUAUCAGCGCGCUGAUGAUACUAAGGAUGCGCUUCCCAAGCGAUUGGAGGGAUAUCACAACGAGACGGAACCUAUCUUGGCACAUUACGGCGACAACGUGUGUGUGCGGGUUGACUGCAAUCGUGAUAUGGACGUGAUCACCAAGGACAUUCUCAGUGUUUUAGCGGUACCAAAUACGCCUCGGGGCGAGGGUUGUUUUUCUUGUAUGUGUGGCAGAUGAACCGGAUCAUCAUUUUCAUAAGCACUUUUAUAACUGGUGAUGAAAAUGUGCUCAGUCAUGUGACGAAAAAUGUGAUGAAUAUGAUAGUCGUGAAUUGCAUAGAGUGUAAAAGAUUUUGAUCUUCUUCGGGUUCGGUUUUUAUCAUAUAAUUAAGUGCAUAGAUUAGAAAAUACGAGUAAGAACGUCAACUUCGGUAGACGGCUGAUUCUUGAAAUUCAACUUCGGCUACCAUGCAUUCAGACCAUCGCAACAUUAUGGAGGUGAAAACAAAACAUCGUUGUGGAUUUGAAUUUGUCUUAUAUGCUUGCGUUGCAGUCUUUUAUUUCAUCAAUAUGAGUAGAUAUAGAUUGUGCUGUAAUAUCUUGGACCGACCAGCAUAUGGAUAGGGUGGGUAUAUCCUCUGAAAAGUAGGAUAAUAAAAGGUUAUUUCGGGAAUAUAAGCUGUAACUGCUAGAAGUCUUAAUAGAACAGCAUAUUGCUUUUUUGGUGGGAAAAAUUGGUUAUAAAGGGACUAUUUCGUGAUUGAGAUAUCAACAGGAUCCGUCAUGCGACAUCAGAUGAAUAUCAUAUUAACCAUAACUUUAACCAAUUGGAUUUAGACGAUUGGUUACGGGGAGUGGCAUGAUAAUGAGUGACUUUUUUGUGCUUUUUUUUUCUCAAAGAUAAAAUCUCUCAUCGAUCAUCAUCAGGGCGAAGGCGACACUGGCGUGACGGCGGCAAUGAGAGAAAUGCUUCUGGCAGCUAAGAAUAUCGAUGAGUUGCUGGAGCAUAUGCCGCCAGAAGUCGCCGGGAUGUGUUCAUCGGCCGGUUUUGCGGAAUCUGUGAACGACUACUUCGAUGUACAGACGUCCUUUCAUAAACGUCCCUUUCAGAUUCAGGGAAACAAACCUCACAGGAAAUCUAGAGUAGGAAACUUUUUAGAGGAGAAUAAAACUAAGAAACCAAGAAGUACUAGUCACUACAAUUUAUACAACAUCCUUGCUCAUCUUGCACGAAUAUUUGGGCAAGAAGGAACUACCACAUCUAAAUUUGCACUACUAGUAGUACUCGUCAUCCCUUGACCGAGUAGAAAACGCGUGAUACAUGUACAGAAGGAAGAACUCGCCACAAGUACGAGGACUUUUUUACUUAUCAUAGAUGCAAGAAUGUACUACAACAUGCUAUGCCAACUUCCACAAGAACUAUAAUAGGAAUGCUAUGACAAAAUCCACAGGAAAUUUUCGUUUCUUACCUCCCAUCUUCCCAAUCUCAGAUGUUGGAUAGCGAUAAGACGGGCAGCUUAAAGAUGGAGGAAGUCUGGGACGAUGCGACGGAGGCGAUCUGCGGAAUGCUCGUUAUUGCAAACGAGGGAUCUGAUCCAAUGUAUUUUUACUACUGUGAGUAUCUGUUUGUCUCCUGCUGCCUGAUUCGACGAACACAACUACUCCGUGGAGGUGUUGCAUACACUUUGAAAAAGAAAUUUCAGCCUCAGAUGGAUCCGUCUGACGUUAUAAUGAACCGUUUUAAUAAUGAUUGUGAACCAGAAUCAAUCUAGUGUCCUCACAGGCAUGCGCCGAAACUUGGGGUCGCGGACAUGAAGCGAUUCAUGGCAGUCUUCGACAAAGACGGCAACGGCGACCUCGAUCGUGAAGAAUUCCUCGGGUUCAUGAAAUUCACCCUCUGUCGGUCGUGGAUUGAGGCUCAGUAUGUGGGGGAGAAGGAGGGUGUCAACCAGGCUAUGCGGGACAUCAUGUUGGCGAUGGAGAACUUGGAUGAGAUGAUCGAGUCCAUGCCUGAAGACAUCCAAGGUUGGGUCAACAGCGAUGACUUUGCAGAAGCGGUGGACGAGUACUACAGCGAAUUGGAUACGGAUAAGAUUACGGCUUCUAGUACCAUGGUAAAGUUGAUAAAUUGAAAAAGGAGUUAAGAUCAUUCUAUCCGAUAUUAAUUUGCUCAUCUUUUACCUUGUUAGAAGCCUGAUUUUGAUCGUUUGUGAAGUCACAUCAGAGUCGUCAAAAGACGGUUUUAAUGUCUUAUUCUUGUUCUUUGCUUUUCUAAUGCUUCCGGAUCUCUCGAUGUCGGCGAGUUAGUUGACGAAGCGUAUGAGACCAUUACGUCUAUGCUCCGCAUCGCGAACGAUGGCGACGAUGUUUACACUCCGAAAUUGAGCUCCGCGGACUUGAAGCGCUUUCUGUCCAUCUUCGAUAAGGACAAGAACGGAUCGCUGGAUCGCGCAGAAUUCUUGUCUUUCAUGAAAUUUUCGCUCUGCCGUUCCUGGAUCGAACAGGAGUACGCAUACGAAUACGACUACGACUACGCUGAGGACCAGGAACUGUAUUCCUAUUUUUUUUUGUGAGUUUGCGGUUGAAGGAGUAGGAUUUGCAACAGCCUGCUAUUUAAGUUUCGAAUUUCAAACGUUGGUCUUGAUGUAUGUACAACACAGCAACGGCAAUCAUACUUUUGUGAUCUUUCGUGAGAAAGAUCACAACGAUCGAAGAAAUAUCUCAACUUUCACCAUACCACAGCAUGGAUUCGCAGGAAGAACAGGAAGUUGUAGAAGGCGAACAAACGCUGGACGACGCGUUGGACAAACUCGAAGCUGGACCGAACUCACUCGGUGCUCUUUUGAAGAAGUGUACUCCGGAAGUGCGAGAUGAAAUCAUGAGCAAGGAAUUCCACCAGAUGCGCAAGAUGGAGUUCGAUACACUAGAUGACAACGGAAACGGCUCCCUGGAAAUCGGCGAGCUCUUCCCUUUGAUCGAGGCAAUCGCGGACGUGCACCCAUGGAGCGUCUCGUACAAUUUUUUCUGAAUGUCCCAACUCUACAGCCUCUUCUGGAAUCACAAUGUCUAGGUCUACUCCCAGUUAGAGCAGUACAAAAAUAUUUUUGUUUUUUUCAACAGCAGGAAAGCACUGACUGACUUUUCUUCAGGCACUAACUACGUUGAAGUUUUCUACACAUUCAUGAUCCUCUUUCUUUACAGUUACGAGCACUGCCAGCGCUUUAUGGAUCUUUUCGACUCGAACUACGAUGGCUUGCUUCAGUUCACAGAAUACCUGGAUAUGGUCCGCUACGUGAUUGCAUUCGCCAGCAUUGACCAUUACGCUAACGAGGCAAACGCGGCAGCAGAGUUAGAGGCCAUGCGUACUGAGAAUGAACGACUGAAGAAGGCACUCGACACCGUGAAUCAGAAGCACUGCGAGCUUCAGCGCAACUUCAAUCGUGUCCUCAAGGGAGCUGUCAAAGACUCCAACGCUUAUGACCGACUCUCUCCUGUACUAGCAAAUAUUGACUAACCCGGUAAAAAAUAAUAUCAGGUUCUGAUGUUGAGAAAGACGAUUAUGUAACAACCGUUCACCUCCUCGCAACCAUGGCUACUAUUUAAGUGCAUAGGUUCUCGUUCUGGAAAAGGAAAUUUCGUUUCGGUCGUAAUAUGCGAGAUCUCAGUACAUGCACCCUUUUUGCUCCUGAAAUUCUCCUCCUCUUUCAUUGUACCGAAAUGGUGAAAGAGCGCAACUGGCGUGCAACCUUGCAGGGUAAGUACAAGGAGGUGCUUGGAGACUACCGCAAGGUGAUGGGAGUGGCCAAAGAACAGCGCAAAACGCUUGUCGCCAACGCCAAGACUGUACGAGCGGAUACGCUCCCGGCAGUGACCAAAUCAGCCUCCUGCGUCAGGCUGGGACGCAAGUUGCAGCACUAGGGUUGUAACUGGACAGGAAAUGGAAGAGUAGUUUGAGUUACGUUUGAAUGACAUAGAAGUCAUAGGUGGAACAAGUCUUACUUGUAACAGUUAUAAUAAGUGGUCGAUUCUGCUUCUGCUCCAUUCAUUGUUUAGGAAAAAAUUUGAGCUACGAGAAUGAAUAGUUCGUUGUUGCAUGUUGAUAUGAGUGGUCUUAGAUUGAUGUAGCAUAAACAAAAUCACAUUGCGGUAUACUAUGCAUAGAUAUAUUGCAAGUGAAAAUGUAGCAGCAUUGCAUGCGUAUCUGCAAUAAUUUCAACAUAUUCAUCCUUCGGCUCAAGAAUGUCAUACGUACAUGAGAGAUGCGCAGCUUAUCAUAUCGCCCCAGGCGCACAAUGAACAGUGGCCGUAGGAAAUCGCGGAAGGAAUUCCAUCUACAACAUGUUCAUAACAAGUAGAAUCGUCUACAUCCAAGAAGUAACUUAGUUGUUGGAGAUUUGCUAUCAUGGGGAUGCAUGUGCUAUGCCGAACGCUCUGUUUAUGAUAUCUAUAGUCGUCGAUAAAGAAAGGAAGGCAACGCGAAGGAAAGCAAAAAGCAGUUAUUUGUCAUUCUUAUAUUAGAACUAGAACUCUCUAUAAUCUUCAUUUUCAACAUUUGUUAUUAUUCUGACGGCGCAACCGCAAGUCUUCAGAUAUAUGAUUAAGAAUUUGUAACUUUGGCUACUCAUCAUCAUCUUCAAACUCGUAUUAUUCUACAUUGCAAGUCGUCAGAUAAAGUAGAUUAAGAAAGAAUCGUGACGGCAGUUACUUCAUAUCGCAACGCAGGAAAGAAGAACCUUUAUCCAGAAGUACAUACUCCCUUAUGUUAUGCUUACCAUGAUGUCUUUGUCUAUUUGGAACUAGGGACUUCUUCGCGACAAAACAUCGGGAAAAAGAUUUACUCGCUCAACGUUGUACAGAAGAGGAACCGGGAUAAAGCUAGACGAGGUAGAGCAAGCUCAUCCAUGCAGAAGGGGGUCUCCACAUGCAGCAGGAGGCAGGGUGUUCUUGAUACAUCCUCGAAGAU
Molecule: messenger RNA, 6229 nt
Organism: Amoebophrya sp. A25
Lineage: Eukaryota; Dinophyceae; Syndiniales; Amoebophryaceae
Source: the annotation of a GenBank genome assembly